AUGACGGUCGGCGAGGGGAAAACCUGGACCUUGCCGCUGCUGUGGGCCAUGGAUUCAAUCAGACGGAUGGCGCAAGUGGAAGCAAUGGUGUACCUCACUGUAUGGUUUGUGACCAAUAUUGCGAUCACCAUUUGUUCCAAGGCCUUGUUUAAGGACCUGCGAUUCCCCUACCCGUUAAUGCUGACGGCGAUCCAUCUUGGUUGUACUGCUGUCAUGGCGAUCAUUGUAAGCUACACUGGUGUGUACGCGCCUGAAGCCGUAACCGUGAGUCUAUUGAAGCACUGUUUGCCUUUCUCGGUCGUCUUCACACUGAACAUCUGGCUGAGCAACUACAGUCUCAUGUUCGUGAGCAUCAACGUACACCAGGUUAUCCGCACGACCAUUCCGCUGUUCACCAUGCUCUUCUCUUGGCUGAUCUACAGUGAGCGCUAUCCCCUGGGUCUCCUACCAUCCAUACUUGUGGUAAUCGUCGGCGUCGCCGUAACAGUGUGGGGCGACUUCGAUCUUACCUCGUUGGGGCUGGCAUUAGUGAUUCUCGGAUGCGCCCUAUCUUCGCUCAAGGGCAUCAUGACGAAGAAAGUGCAACUCGGACUUCAUACAAUCGAUGUCCUCCGCAUUGUGUGCCCCAUCAGCGUACUCCAGCUUCUACUCGCCGCCCUUCUAGACGGAGAGUUUAUGGGCGCGGCGAGACGACACAAAGAGCUCGAGUGGGGCGUUUUGCUCACCCAAGGACUGCUAGCAGCCCUUCUCAACUUUGUUUCAUUCAAGUGUGCCCAUUUGAAUUCUCCUUUAACAAUGAACAUUGCCGGGAAUGUAAAGCAGGUUGUCACUCCCGUAUUUUCUCAUAUGAUCUACCACACACAGAUGACCUUGGUCGGUGUUCUGGGUCUCCUCGCGACGUUGUUGGGUGCCGUGUGGUAUGGAUACGAUAACAGUAGGUUUAAGGCUGCGGAGGCGCUGUCUAAAUUUACACCCGAAGAACUGACACCGGAACCGGGGGAGGAAACCGGGUUCAUUACAGCAGCAGACAUUGAACUAGGGGACUCCAUCGUCAUCAACGAAGCAGUUUCCCAUCAAGUCGUUUGUCCCAUACCUGGAACAUUACCGGAAGACAGUUAA
Messenger RNA from Gregarina niphandrodes, 1119 nucleotides. RefSeq names its product triose-phosphate transporter family protein. Lineage: Eukaryota; Apicomplexa; Conoidasida; Eugregarinorida; Gregarinidae. The coding region runs from base 1 to 1119 and encodes 372 amino acids. The transcript is spliced from 3 exons. The record is from RefSeq and is a predicted model, not a curated record. Gene Ontology annotation, cellular component: Golgi apparatus. Gene Ontology annotation, molecular function: antiporter activity.